Messenger RNA from Meloidogyne enterolobii, 387 nucleotides. Lineage: Eukaryota; Metazoa; Nematoda; Chromadorea; Rhabditida; Meloidogynidae. The record is from the annotation of a GenBank genome assembly.
AUGAUGGAAACAUUAUUAUUUAAACUUAGAAAGUUGUGUUUAGUGUUAAAACAAGAAGAAUUUGGAAAUUUCUGGAGUUAUUAUUCUAAUAUUUUAUUAACUUCUUCCUCAAUUGUCCAUAAAUUUGUUGGGAAGGAUUUUAAAGAAAGAAGGGCAACAAUAUUUCAAAGAAGAAGAGGGAUUGCUAAACUUGUGUUUAUAGCUCAUCAAGGUUAUAAAUUCUUUAAAAAUGAAAUUUCAUAUUUAAAAAAAGAAAUGGCUGAAUGCGAAGAAGUAUUGUUCGAAGAAACGAAAGAAAAAAUUUUGAAGCGACGAAAAGCUGAGAGGGGAGUAGACGAGAAUGGCCCUAUUGCUAAACGUACUCGUUCUCAAUAUAUUACAAAAUAG